This is a messenger RNA of Lycium ferocissimum, 1238 nucleotides long. RefSeq lists its product as uncharacterized. The record is from RefSeq and is a predicted model, not a curated record. NCBI's taxonomy places the organism in Eukaryota, Viridiplantae, Streptophyta, Magnoliopsida, Solanales, Solanaceae. Gene Ontology annotation, cellular component: 90S preribosome.
CCUUAUGAACCAAAAAUGUGAUGAACCCUUUCCCCAAACACCACCAUCUCAAAACAAUUCACAGGAGCCGUCACCCAUUCCAUAAUACAAAACUCAACAAAAAUGGCGAAAAUCAAUGAAGAUCAAGUACUUAAAGCAGUCAACGCUCUUCUCAAAUGGAAAAAACUUCAAUCCAAUAAAACCCAAAACCCACAAUCAUAUCAAGAAGAUGAAGAAGAAACACAAUUAGUAGAUGAUAAUUUCAUUUACCUUCAAUUAACUCUCAAGAAAAUCCCACCAAAAGAACUCACUAACCCUCACAAAAUCACUCUUUGUCACCCCAUUUCAACAUUCUCCAAUAUUUGUCUCAUCAUUAAUGACAAUCCCAAAAAACCCCACAACUCAAAAUCCAAUCUUGAUGGACCCCAACACUCAAAAACCAAACUUGAUGGACCCCACAAUUCAAGAACCAAUGUUGAUGUUGAAACAGUUCAAAAAAAGAUCAAAUCUUUAGAAAUACCAAUUACUAAAGUUUUGAAGUUGUCUAAGUUGAAAGCUGAGUAUAAGUCUUUUGAAGCUAAAAGGGAUUUGUAUGAGUCAUAUGAACUGUUUUUAGCUGAUAAAACAGUGGUUAAUUUGCUUCCAGGUUUAUUAGGGAAGCAAUUUUACAAAAAGAAAAGGAAAGUACCUGUGCCUGUUGAUUUAAGAGGGAAUAGUAAUUGGAAAGAGGAGAUAGAAAGAGCGUUUUCGUCGACUUUGUUGUGUUUAGGGAGUGGGACAUGUAGUGUUUUGAAAGUUGGGAGAAAUGGGAUGGAGAGUGGUGAAGUUGUUGAGAAUGUUUUAGCUGCUAUUGAUGGAAUUGUUGAGUUUGUUCCGAAAAAAUUGGGUGGUGUUAGAGCUUUUCAUUUGAAGUUUUUGGAUUCAUUGGCAUUGCCUAUUUAUGAGGAUUUGCCUGAUCAAAGAGAAAAUAAUGAGAAGAAAAAGAAGUAAAGAAAGUGAAGAUUUUUCCAGCUAGAAGUCUGACGCAUAGGCUCGAUCACAAUCAAAUGUUAUGUUUUGUGGUAAAUUUGGAUGAAAUGUUUCCAUUUUUAUUCUUACUAGGCAGUGAAUACAACAAUGUGUUCUUUUCCAUAUUGCUGUCCUUUUAUUGUCUGAUUUGAUCUAGUGUUGUUUCAAGUGGGAAAUUCUAAUGUUAUAUUUCUUGGUAGCUUAUCAGUGUAAUUCAGUUCAAUUUAUGAUAAAAGUGAGAGUUUCAAUCA